This is a messenger RNA of Vicia villosa (hairy vetch), 1121 nucleotides long. Its product is annotated as bidirectional sugar transporter N3. Lineage: Eukaryota; Viridiplantae; Streptophyta; Magnoliopsida; Fabales; Fabaceae. The transcript is spliced from 5 exons. Bases 101 to 907 code for a protein of 268 amino acids. The record is from RefSeq and is a predicted model, not a curated record. Gene Ontology annotation, molecular function: sugar transmembrane transporter activity. Gene Ontology annotation, biological process: carbohydrate transport. Gene Ontology annotation, cellular component: membrane.
AUUUGCAUGUGUUUUAGUGGUUAAGAGUUUGGAAGAAUAUUAAUUUCUCUCCUCUCUUAUUCCUCUAAUUCUUGUGUAAUUGUUGUUGUUGAAGUCAAAAAUGGCACUCAGUCACAACACUUUAGCUUUAACCUUUGGCAUGUUGGGUAACAUCAUUUCCUUCUUGGUAUUCUUGGCUCCAAUAUCAACAUUUUAUCGCAUAUACAAGAAGAAAUCAACAGAGGGUUUUCAGUCAUUGCCUUAUCUAGUGGCUUUGUUCAGCUCAAUGCUUUGGUUAUACUAUGCAUUACUCAAAAAAGAUGCUUUUCUUCUCAUUACUAUCAACUCAUUUGGUUGUGUUGUAGAAACCAUCUACAUCAUAUUGUAUAUCAUUUAUGCACCAAGAGAAGCAAGGAACUUAACUUUCAAGCUGGUUUCGGCGAUGAACGUGGGAUCCUUUGCUUUGAUUCUGUUAGUGACAAACUAUGCAGUGCAUGGUCCAGUUCGUGUUCAAGUUCUUGGAUGGAUUUGUGUUUCUCUUUCUGUUAGUGUCUUUGCAGCACCACUAAGCAUUGUGGCACAAGUUGUUAGGACAAAGAGUGUUGAGUUUAUGCCUUUCAAUUUGUCAUUUACACUCACAUUGAGUGCUACAAUGUGGUUUGGUUAUGGUCUAUUCCUCAAGGACAUAUGCAUUGCUCUUCCAAAUGUGUUGGGUUUUGGAUUGGGAUUAGUUCAGAUGUUGGUGUAUGCGAUUUAUAGGAAUCGCGGUGAAAAAGCGAUUAAAAAGGAAAAGAAAGCACCAAUAGAGCCACUCAAAAGUAUUGUUGUAGAAACCAAAGUGGAAAAAUUUGAAUCAGAGAAGAAGAACAAGGAUGUUGAUAAUGAGGAAAAGAAUAAAAAUGAGGAUCCUAUAGCUUGCAUUGUCUAAAUGUAAAAUGCAUGUUUAAUAUUAAGGUAGAUAUAUCAAAAUCAUGAUGAAACAUCGUGAUUUCUUUAUCGAUUUACCUUAAUAUCAAACACGCAUUUAGUUAAAUAUGUUAUUGUUUCGUGAGCACUAUAGUUUAGCCACGAUUUCGAUCUUUCUAGCUUUAAAUUUCAGUCAUUCAAUCUAGUUUUGUAAAUCUUGUCAUCCAUGAAUUAAU